AUGGACUCCCGCCAGCUCAUUGAUGCCCAAUUCGACCGCGCCGUGGAGAUUGUGCAGAGUCUCCCGAAGACGGGCCCCAUUCAGACGGCAUAUGAGGACAAACUAAACAUCUUGUACAAGCAAGCGACUGUUGGGAAUGUCCAGGGUCCUCGUCCGAGUGUCUGGGAUAUGCUGGGUAGGGCGAAAUGGGAUGCAUGGGCGAAACACAAAGAUCUCGACUCUUACGAGGCCAAGUGGUUAUAUGUCGACGCCCUACUCAAGGUCCUGCGGAAAUACCCUGACAAGACGGUGGCGAGGGAUUUAGUGCGGGAGCUGGAAUCGUAUAAUGGCGAUCCUUCAAAUCUGGUAAUGAGCGGAAUAUCCUCAAGACCUCCUGCCUCCGCUUCGUCUGGGUCCUCUGCCUCCGGCGAAAUUCCCCCCAUAUCCCAACGUCCAUCUGAGUACAUGUCUGCUCAAGCCCGCGUCAACCAGCCGCCACCACCACCUGGGGACCCAGGUGUCCUAGACUCAGAAACGGACGAGAGUACGUCCGACGAGGAAGACGAAGCUGCCGACGUGGUCCCUCCCGCAAUCACAUCCCCGCUGCAAGUACCUGGCCAGCUGAACCGCCCCCAGUCGUCCCUUUCCUCACGCCGCUACCGAACUCCAAUGGCAGGCUCUCUCCUGAUUCCAUCCUCGCCACCGAUGAACGUCCCUGCCACACAGCCGCACCCAGGCUUCCAGACGCAAUCCGCGUUUGGCGAGUCUGCCGCCUCUUUGCCCUCCUCCGCAUAUCCUACCACAUCGGUCUCGUACCCCGAGCAAAUACCCCAUUCGUCUUCAGUCGAUCCCCAGGACUUUGUGCGCGGUGGAUACCGGCCCCCAAGUCAGCCCCAAUACCGCACAUAUGGAGGUUCAACCGUCCCCCCUCCGCGUCCAGCGUCUUUACCCUUGCUCGAACGCGCCGUCGAGAGCGUGCAGGUCCACCUCGCCGCCAUCACAGAACGGCUCGAAACGCUCGAGAGCCUGCUGCACCACUCGACCGCCUCACUCUCGCCAGCCGGUCCGGGUCCGCGCUCGCCCGGACUGCUCGCGGGGCGCGGGUCCCCAUCCGGCGGCGGCGCACGCGGUGGCGGUGUGCGCUGGGACGUCGACGACAUGGGCAUGUGGACGCUCGUGCUGCACCCGCUCGCGCGUGCGCUGCGCCUGUUCAAACAGCUCGCGGCGUUCCUCGCCAACGGCGAGGGCCGCUCGCCAACGUUUGUCGUCGUACGGCGGCUCUUCCUCGACAUCUCAUUCGUGCUCUGCUUCCUCGCGCUCGUGAAGGCGGGGUGGCGCCGGAGCGGGGUGAGGCGGAAGGAGGUCGUCGCGGCGCUGCGCGGGCUGUGGCGCGCGAUUCUGGGCCAGCAGGGCAGGCGGCAUAUGGUAGAGCGCGGGGUGUAA
Messenger RNA from Trametes versicolor FP-101664 SS1, 1422 nucleotides. Its product is annotated as ACBP-domain-containing protein. The coding region runs from base 1 to 1422 and encodes 473 amino acids. Gene Ontology annotation, biological process: fatty acid metabolic process. NCBI's taxonomy places the organism in Eukaryota, Fungi, Basidiomycota, Agaricomycetes, Polyporales, Polyporaceae. The record is from RefSeq and is a predicted model, not a curated record. Gene Ontology annotation, molecular function: fatty-acyl-CoA binding. The transcript is spliced from 6 exons.